Gossypium arboreum is the source of this 896-nucleotide messenger RNA. RefSeq names its product cytosolic sulfotransferase 14-like. The record is from RefSeq and is a predicted model, not a curated record. Gene Ontology annotation, molecular function: sulfotransferase activity. Bases 80 to 841 code for a protein of 253 amino acids. The transcript is spliced from 2 exons. Gene Ontology annotation, biological process: sulfation. Gene Ontology annotation, cellular component: cytoplasm. NCBI's taxonomy places the organism in Eukaryota, Viridiplantae, Streptophyta, Magnoliopsida, Malvales, Malvaceae.
GCAUUAUUACAACACCUCUCCCUUUUGAGCAAGAAUAUUAUAUGUACUGAUUGUUCUGAAUCAUUGUAAUUACAAUAUCAUGGAGAGCAAGAAAAGUAGCCUGGCAUCAUCCACCCCAAAUAUCUCACCUUCUGCGCAAGGUUUAACCCAAUUCCAAGGCUUUUGGAUCCCCACUCGGAUUGCUCCCAUUUCAUCCAUAAUCUCAUUUCAGAAAUAUUUCCAGGCUCUAGAUGAAGAUAUUAUUGUUGCCUCUAAUCCCAAAGCUGGCACCACUUGGCUCAAGGCUUUGGUGUUUACAAUUGUCAACCGCCAUUCUUAUAAGCUAUCAAAUACCCCUUUGAACUCUGCAAAUCCUCAUCAACUAAUUUCACAUUUUGAGAUCAAAUUUUAUAAGGAAAAUCUUAAUCCUGAUCUCUCUAAAAUCCCGUCCCCAAGAGGUGAAGAAUCGUAUGGACCUUUUUGGGAACAUGCUUUAGGAUACUGGAACAUGAGCAUGGAGAAGCCAUCGAAUAUAUUGUUUAUGAGAUAUGAAGAACUGAAGGAAGAUCCAGUGGCUCAAACAAAGAGAUUGGCUGAAUUCUUAGGAUUUCCUUUCUCCAUUGAAGAAGAGAAAACAGGUGUGGUUAACCAAAUUAUUGAUUUUUGCAGUUUCAACCAUUUGAAAGAGUUGGAGGUCAACAAAACUGGGAAGAUGCCAAGAUCUAUAAUACCUAGUAAUAAGUUGUUUUUUAGGAGUGGGAAAGUAGGUGAUUAUAUUAAUUAUCUCUCUCCUACUGCGGUGGAACUUUUAAGCAAUGUUUUGAAAGAAAAACUAAGUGAAUCUAGUUUAACUUUCAACUAAGUUGCUUAGUAACAUUUGUUUAUGUUAUGUCCAAUAUUUUCCUUUUUUCUAUAAA